This is a messenger RNA of Acanthosepion pharaonis, 840 nucleotides long. The record is from the annotation of a GenBank genome assembly. NCBI's taxonomy places the organism in Eukaryota, Metazoa, Mollusca, Cephalopoda, Sepiida, Sepiidae.
AUGUCGGUUUAUUCGUCUUACCUACUAUUUCUCCAUUAUUAUUUUUAUUUUUCUUCAUUCUUUUCCUUUCCCUUUCUUUUUCAUUUUCUACCUUUUUCUUCUUUGACUUUCGUUCUUUCUUAUUUUUUCUUUCCGUUUUUACCGAAUCUUGUCAUUCUCUCUCUCACGCUCUUUCUUAUUUAUUUUUCUUCUUCCUUUUGCUAUCUAAUUUCUCUUCUUAGCCUCUCUUCUUUCCUUCUGAUUUUCUGUGUGUAUUUUCCUCUCUUUAUUUUCAAUGUCAUUCGUCUCACUUUUUCUCCCCACCUUUACCACCGAUUCUCUAUUUUAAUUUCUACCUUUGUCCCAACUCACCUGAGUGUCGCCUUCUCUAGCAAUCCCUCCCUCCUUCCCUCACCACCAUUUCCUUUUCCCCAUUACUCUCCGAACUUUCCUUCUUUCCAACCAGCCGUCAAAAUUUCCUCCCUUUCUUUAUCUGUGGUUACGAGCACAUGCCCGCACGCUUCGGGCCACCGGUCGACUCGCCGUCCCUGCAAGAUGGACUUGAGUAGAAGAUCGGGUUCUUUAACUUCGGCCCCGUCUACCAAAGAUAUAGAUGUAAUUGAUGAAGUUCUUGCCGAGGACGAGGAGGGUAAUACCGGGGUGAAAGAACAUAUUCCUAUGUCCUCGGCUCUUUUUCGUUUGUCUUGGAUUAGCGAUGAUAGCGACUCGGACGACCCAGGCCCAAAAUUGAGGGAUAGACAAGGAGUGAAAGCCAGCUAUCCAUCUAUCUAUCUAUCUAUCUAUCUAUCUAUCUAUCUAUCUAUCUAUGCGAAGUUGUGCCUAUUCACAAUACUGCAUUAA